CUGCCCCUUGCCUGGAACGUUGGGCUAUAAAGUCGUAACAGGCGACUUUUGCCUCCCCUCAUCCCCUCUCUCUCUGGUUACCCUUAUACCCUUCACGACCUUUCAUUGAUACCUCUCAGCGAUGCCUCUCAGUAUUUCCAUGCCCUUCAGCCUCUCCUAUCUCGUUAUGACCCCAGGACGCGUCCGUCUUCCAGGCGAGACAGUCGUGAAGAAGUCCAGUCCACCAUCCAGCCCAACCUCUCGUCGCUGGUCGACAGACCUCUCAACGAAAGCGAGGUCUAUCCGAGCUCGCGCCGGGAGCAUGGGCCCUUUCCGUCGACUGUCCUCUGGACCUUCUCAGCCUUCGAAAGCUUCCAACAACGAGGCCGACUGUCUCCUCGAAGACGAGCCCCUUGCCAUCCCCCAGCCCGUCGCUCGUCCCUGACCGUGAAGACUAUCACAGACUCCCAGGCAUUCUCCAUGUUUACCCAAAUGGCGCACCCCGGCUUCUUGCAAGUAUGGACAUAACCCAAUCCCUGGAUGGCAUCAUAGGUUCCCAUUGGGAUUCCACCAAUGCACCCUGACACACAACGCAUGACCUUUAUCUACCGACCGUCGGAUCCACACUGCCCUGGACUCCUCUCAUGAUCAUGAACCGAACGAUUCUUCGUCACCAUAUUGGAACUUUAUUUCUUGUACUACUUAUCAUCGUUUGCACUUGACUUGAUCCAUUAUGACCAUAUUUCCUCCUUCUCUUCAUACGUAUGCUCCUUCUGAAUGGAACUAACCGACGUCUUUCCUUUAGCUAUGUACAUGACCUCAUGUCUACCAAUAGCUCUCAUACAAAUUCUUUCAUUCCAGCCUCAA
Messenger RNA from Coprinopsis cinerea okayama7#130, 846 nucleotides. RefSeq lists its product as hypothetical. Bases 122 to 424 code for a protein of 100 amino acids. The transcript is spliced from 2 exons. NCBI's taxonomy places the organism in Eukaryota, Fungi, Basidiomycota, Agaricomycetes, Agaricales, Psathyrellaceae. The record is from RefSeq and is a predicted model, not a curated record.